Arachis duranensis is the source of this 2772-nucleotide messenger RNA. RefSeq lists its product as uncharacterized. The coding region runs from base 1 to 2772 and encodes 923 amino acids. The transcript has 7 exons. The record is from RefSeq and is a predicted model, not a curated record. NCBI's taxonomy places the organism in Eukaryota, Viridiplantae, Streptophyta, Magnoliopsida, Fabales, Fabaceae.
AUGGCCCGUGUGCAUUGCAAAAAUUUGGUGAGAAUAUAUAAACCAUCUUUCUUCUUUCUCUUUGAGACUCAUACCAUGUUUAGUAAUUUGAAGAAUUUUUGGGAUAAGUUGGGUUUUCAUUGUGUUGGUAUUGAGGAAGCAGUAGGAUACAGGGGUGGCAUUUGGUUUCUAUCUUCUAUUGCUAAUGCUUCUUGUGUGAUUAUUGACCAAAUUGACCAAUGUAUCACAGUGAAAGUGAGUGUGGGCCAUAAUGGACCGUGGAUGGCCGUUGGUGAUUUUAAUGAGAUUGUGGCACCAGACGAGAGUACAUGUGCUUAUUUUUCUUCUCACAGAGCUAGUCUAUUAGCUACUACUCUAGAUGACUGUAAGCUCUUUGAUCUUAAAGUGACUGGUAGGAGAUAUACUUGUUCAUUGUCAUGGUGGCCCCAGAGUGAAAAUUCUCGUUCUUUUAGGUUCCAAGCUGCGUGGGCAACACAUUCUUCUUAUAAACAUGUUAUGAGUAAGGCUUGGAAUCAAGAGUUUGGAGGCGUUACUGAAAGGCUUAAGAUAGUUCAACAUGCUUCUUUGGACUUUAACUCAAAUAUUUUUGGAAAUAUUUUUGUGCGAAAAAGUAAGCUAGAAUAUCAAAUUGAUCAGAUUCAACGGCGUGUGGAGGUUACCAAUGUGUUAUCUCUGAGAAUUAAAGAAGCUGAACUGAGGGAAGAUUAUAAUAGGCUUUUAUUGCAAGAAGAACUUUUUUGGUACCAAAAAUCUAGAGAGCAGUGGGUCAAGUAUGGGAAUAGAAACACUAAAUUCUUUCAUCUUCAGACUUUGGUGCGUAGAAACCAUAAUAGAGUAUAUGGAUUAUAUGUUAGAGAUGGGUCUUGGUCUACUGAUCCAUAUAUUCUCCAAGAAGAAGCCCUCUCUUUUUACAAGAAUCUCUUUGGUACAACGGAAGAGGUUGAGGUUGAUUGUUUAGGGGAUGUUCCGAUGCCCACUCUAAGCACUGAGGCUUGUGCUAGGUUAACUAACCCUGUCUCUUUUGCGGAAGUCAAGUCAGCAGUAUUCAGUAUGAGCUCUUUUAAGGCUCCUGGUCCAGAUGGCUUUCAAGCUUAUUUUUUUAAAGAAUAUUGGGAGAUAGUAGGCACUGAGAUUUGGAAUAUUGUCUGGAGUACUUUUUUGGGAGAGUACUUAAAUUCUAGCAUCAUGGAAACUCUGAUUGUACUUAUUCCUAAAAUUGAUAACCCUACCUUUAUGAAGGAUUUCAGGCCUAUUAGCUUGUGUAAUGUUGUUUAUAAAAUUAUCACCAAAGUUUUGACUAAUCGACUUCGGCCUUUUCUUUCAGAUAUUGUGAGUCAUUUACAAGGAGGUUUUAUUCCGGGUUGUGGUGCUCCUGAUAAUAUUAUUGUGGCCCAAGAAAUUCUGAAUUUCAUGAAGCACACAAAAUCCAAGCAAGGUACUCUUGCUUUUAAAAUUGAUCUUGAAAAAGCUUAUGAUAGGGUGGAUUGGAGGUUUUUGGAGAGUACUCUCGUUGCUUUUGGUUUUCCUAUCAUCACUGCUACAAAGAGUCAGGUUCAAAUGGUCAUGCAUUCUCUUAACAUGUUUUGCAAGGCAUCUGGCAUGAAAGUGAAUCUUGAAAAGUCUAAAGCUUUUUGUUCUAAAAAUGUGACUGCUCAUAGAAGAGAUAUUUUUACUAGUGUUUCUUCAAUACGGUUUGCUUUGGACUUAGGAAGAUAUCUUGGAGUUAACCUUAAUCAUUCCCGUACCAGUAGGGCUUCUUUUCAUUCGGUGAUUGAAAAGUUCCUUUGGAAGGGUCAAGUUGAUGGUAGAGGUCUUUCUCUUGUUAAUUGGAGGACCGUGAUCACUCCAAAGAAAUUUGUGGCCUGGGACAAGCCUUGGGUUGCUCUAUUGAGGGCAAAGUAUCUGAAGAAUGAAGGAGUUUUAGAUGGCCCUGUCCCUUGGUGCGUUGGGUCACUUGAUCAAUCUUUUUGGUUUGACAAUUGGAAAGAUGUCAAACAGCGUUUGAAUGCUUAUAAUCCAGAUUUGAAUGCUGGAGAGAAUUCGGGUUGGUCGUGGGGUGUGGCAUUUUCUAGACUUUACUCAGCUAGGAGUGGGUAUAGUUGUCUAGGCAAAAGAAAGUUUGGCUGGAAUGAGCAUGAUAGGUGGUUGUGGGUAUGGCGACUGCAUAUUCCUGAGAAGUACAAGUUCUUAAUUUGGCUCAGUCUUCAUAAUGCUAUUCCUACGGCAGAGUUUCGUUUGGGUCGUGGCUUAGCUUUAUCUAGCACCUGUCAUCGGUGUCAGAAUGGUUCUAAAUCCAUUCUUCAUUGUCUUCGGGAGUGCCCUAGUGCCAAGGAGGUCUGGAACCUUUUAGGCCUGUAUUCAGAUAACUCGGAUUUACAUGAUUGGCUCUACAGAGGUGCAAGGAGUGGAGAUAUUUUUCUUUUCUUUUUGACCAUCUGGUGGAUUUGGAGAAGCAGGAAUCAUGAUUUAUUUAUUAAUAUAGAUGAUUCUUGGAGUGCUAAUAAAGUGGUGAGUUUGAUUCGUAGUUCAAUAAGGGAGUUUCACACUAUUUUUGCUAUGCAUCAAUCUUUGUCUCCUCCUUCGCUUUGUUUGCAUUGGGUUCCACCUCCAGUUCAUUCUGUUAAAUUGAAUUGUGAUGCUAGUUAUUUUGUUCCUUUGGGCUAUGCUAGGUUUGGUUGUAUCAUUCGCAAUCCUGAUGGAUGUUGGUUGAAAGGUUGCAUUGGAAAAGUCGAAGUGUGCAGUGUUCUUUUGGAUGAAUUGUAUGCAAUUUAA